This is a messenger RNA of Protomyces lactucae-debilis, 783 nucleotides long. RefSeq names its product PHD-zinc-finger like domain-containing protein. Lineage: Eukaryota; Fungi; Ascomycota; Taphrinomycetes; Taphrinales; Protomycetaceae. The annotation marks the transcript as partial. Gene Ontology annotation, biological process: regulation of transcription by RNA polymerase II. The transcript has a single exon. The record is from RefSeq and is a predicted model, not a curated record.
AUGCGCGACAACAGAAUUCAGCUGAAUAGUAAUGCGAUUGCAUUUGGUUAUCAGGCAGACAAACCUGUCGAGCGCCCAAGUGAAGCGUAUGUACGAACACUCGACCUGCCAGAAACCGAUUUGAGCGAUCGCGUUGAAUAUGAUAUGGACGAGCAAGACGACUUUUGGCUUGAAGCUUACAAUGUCCGCCGACGUCUACGUGAAGGCGAUUCCAUCUCACGAGAAAUCUUUGAAAUCACCCUCACCAAGAUUGAAAAGGAAUGGGCGGCACUUGAAAGGCGUAUCCCGAAGCCAGAAAAGAAGCGCCAAGAUGACCAUGCCUCGGAGGAUGCAAAGUGCUCCAUCUGUGAUGAUGGAGAAUGUGAAAACACCAAUGCCAUCGUUUUUUGCGACGGCUGCAACCUUGCUGUUCACCAAGAGUGCUACGGCGUUCCUUAUAUCCCAGAAGGUCAGUGGUUGUGCCGCAAAUGUUUCGCCUCACCUAUUGAUCCCGUUAGCUGCCUGUUUUGUCCUGCAAAGCAAGGUGCAUUCAAGCAAACUUCAGAUCUACACUGGGCUCAUCUCCUCUGCACGAAUUGGAUCCCUGAAGUAGCUGUAGGCAACCCUGUCUUCAUGGAACCCAUCGAGGGCGUCAACAACAUACCAAGCUCACGCUGGAAGCUCAACUGCUACAUCUGCAAGCUCAAAGUGGGUGCAUGCAUUCAGUGUAGCCACAAAGCCUGCUAUGCUUCCUUCCACGUUACUUGUGCCCGUCGCGCAAAGUUGUUCCUUCAACACAACCCA